Aspergillus bombycis is the source of this 648-nucleotide messenger RNA. RefSeq lists its product as uncharacterized. Gene Ontology annotation, molecular function: mRNA binding. The transcript is spliced from 3 exons. Lineage: Eukaryota; Fungi; Ascomycota; Eurotiomycetes; Eurotiales; Aspergillaceae. The record is from RefSeq and is a predicted model, not a curated record. The coding region runs from base 1 to 648 and encodes 215 amino acids. Gene Ontology annotation, cellular component: THO complex part of transcription export complex. Gene Ontology annotation, biological process: mRNA export from nucleus; positive regulation of DNA-templated transcription, elongation.
AUGGCGGCUAUGGCGGUUCGCGACAUUGUGGUGGAUCAGUCUCUCCUCCCCGUGCUCAAUAGCAGCGCCGUGACCCGUGAACAAUGUGACAAGCUCCUCGCAUUACUUGACCCGACCGGUGAUACCACAUCGUCGAAUUCUCAGGAAACCAUCCUUGCAGCGUCGAGAGAACAGAAACAACUAUUCGCGCUUCUUGCUCGACUCCGCGGUCUGAAUCGCGACGCCAUUCUCCAUGUCCGUGAAACCAAACAAUCGACGGCGGAAGCUCGCCAGGAGAUCGACCGGUUACACCUCCAACUGCAGAACCUCUAUUACGAACAAAGACAUUUGACGGGGGAGAUUGCGGCGUGCGAGUCUUAUGAUCACAAAUAUCUGUCUCUUCCUUUAAUCCCCGUUGAAGAGUUCCUCACUCUUUUCCCAGAACACAGAGACUCGGACGCCCAUGAGCUCAUGAUUGCUCGCAUCAAUCAUGAACAUGCAGAGCGGGAGAAACUAGAACAGGCGCGCCAGGAGCUUCUGAAGCGGAAACAGGCUCUGAUUGCGGAGAAUAACAAACGCAAGGAAGACCUGGCCAGUUUGGAUCAAGAUCUGGAAAGGUUCAUUGACGCUGCUAAACCAAUCCAGAAGAUUUUCGAGAAAGAGUACUAA